CGACUGCCGUUCCCCUCCUCCCUGGAGCCGCAACCCACGCCCUGGACCAGCCGCCCAGAUCAUGCCGCCGCAGCUGGUGGGGGGCACCAUCUGGACGGGGAUGGUUCCCCAGGAGGAGAUCCUCCCCUGCCUCCGAGGCCUGCCUGCUCCCCUCAAAAGCUUCGUGCCAACAGAGAGGUUCCUGUUUGGACCCAGGAGAGUAGAAAAGAGAUUGGGACUGAGUGCUGAGGUUGGGAAGGCACCUGCUCCCACAGAAGGGGGAACGCAAGGGGCGUCCCAAGACCUCAUCUGCCCGCAGCGUCACACCGAUGGCCCGGCCUUGGCUUCUGAUUAUUUGCAGCUGCGAUGGAAGUUUACAGGAACCCAGCCAGAGUUUGCCUCCCUGCACUUCACCCCGGAGCGCACCUGCUUCCCCCACUUCACCUUCAGAGAGGACACUUCAAACUGCGGACACACGCAAAAGCAACUCCCAGCUCCGUUUGAUGUGAGGAGACUGAGGUGUGGGAGAGUAGAGGCGGCAGAACUCCGGUGAGAGACAGUUGUAGCACCACUUGCCCUCAUGCGAUGCUAAAGAAAGAAAAGCUACGAAAUCUGAAAAGAAGACAUUUGAGAGGCUCAAGGAAAAAGGUGAGCGUGAGGAGGGAGACAUUUGCAUGUAGAGAGAGGCCUGAGAGGAAAAAUGACUAUUUGGAAGGUGCGCGGACUUACAAUCCACUGGACGUGGAAUUGCACCAUCAUGCCCUGAUUCCUCUGAGCACUGCUGUACCACCUGACAAAUGGGGUUCAGAGCACUUCCAGCACACUGUGCCUGUGCCUGCAGAGAGGUCCUCCAGAGAAGUCAGGAGUCCAUUCCCUUAUAGGAGUGUGACUAUAAGUAUCACUUAGAUCUGUGACAUGGAGACAGUAAUUUAUCCACACUUACGAUGACUGUGUGUUAACGACAAAAACAUGCGCCUCUGGGUUAAAAGGCUCCACACCAGCACUGCCAGCUUGGCAAGCAGAACCCAGACUGGUUUGCAGCCCCCAUGUUCCCCCUUGACCAGGUGCCUUUGUGCACUGUACAGACUGGCCAACUUCACCUGGCAGCCCUGCCAGAGAGUUUUUUUAAUUUGCUAAAAUAUAAGACUCACCAGGGCAGGAACAUCUUAUUUAUGACUGUGCACUCAGUAUGUAUUUGUAGAAUGAAUAAAGCGAAGUUAAGAUCCACGCAGCCGGGUCUGGAUCCCUCAGACUCUCUUGACACCCACCUCUCACUUGCUGGGGAGAGGAGCAGAGCUUGGGACCCAGGCUGAUCCUGUGGGCACUGGGGCUGGUGAGCUGGAGCUGAACAGGCAGCUCCCACUGCCACCAGGAGUAAGCUAAGCUGUCUUGAAUUGGGGCUUCUGGGCAGACUGUGCCCGAGUGGAAAGCAAUAGUUGUGCUGGCAGCUCGCUGGGUAGAAAGCGGAGCUGCCAAGUCCCUUUCGGGCUCACUGCAGCCAAGGUGGGACUCCAUCUCUGCUAAAAACCAGCUCACUCCCAGGACAGAGCUGUGUCAGAGGCAGAGACAAACAUUCCCCUUGGUACAGCUUUUGGUGCUUCAACCUUUCUCACCCCCAAGCAAUGAAUUUUCCACUGAAUUUUAGGGAGCCACAAAGAAAAAUCCUCUCAUAAAAGAGGACUUGAGUCAAGGUGGGCUCUGGUGUGAGUGUGUGUGUGUGUGUGUGUACGUGCACACGUGCAUGCGACGUGGUGAAAGGAGGGUGGGUAGGAGAGUAGCAACCCUUGUCACACUGGCCAACAAAAUAUGGCAGAAGUGGACUGGGUGUGGUGAUUCACAUCUAUAAUCCCAGCACUUUGGGAGGCUGA
Molecule: messenger RNA, 1847 nt
Organism: Piliocolobus tephrosceles (Ugandan red Colobus)
Lineage: Eukaryota; Metazoa; Chordata; Mammalia; Primates; Cercopithecidae
Gene: DEXI
Product: Dexi homolog
Exons: 3
Coding region: 62-532 (156 amino acids)
Source: RefSeq, a predicted model, not a curated record